Drosophila bipectinata is the source of this 1777-nucleotide messenger RNA. RefSeq names its product mitochondrial ribonuclease P catalytic subunit (gene mldr). Gene Ontology annotation, molecular function: ribonuclease P activity; protein binding. Gene Ontology annotation, biological process: tRNA 5'-leader removal; mitochondrial tRNA 5'-end processing. Gene Ontology annotation, cellular component: mitochondrial ribonuclease P complex; mitochondrion. The record is from RefSeq and is a predicted model, not a curated record. Lineage: Eukaryota; Metazoa; Arthropoda; Insecta; Diptera; Drosophilidae.
CUUUGUUUUGAAUUUGGGGCCGAAGAUUGUGUGGAAUAAUCUUCUGAUUAUGUAUAGCCUGCGCCUUCUGAGGAAACUGCGCCGAGUGCCUCCUAUCAAUGGCUUCCGGGAAUUUGCUAGCCAGCACAAGCGUCGUCCCCAGCUGGGUGCCCUGUCCCCAGAUCGCCUGGAGGAAUUGAGAACGAGUUUCGUUGAGGGCCGGCAGGAGCUCAGUGCCUCCGACUGGCAGGAGGUGAGGCAAUCGCUGCUUAAAACCUACAAGCACAUCGGCGAGCACAACGUGGACGUCGUCAUCCUGGGUGUGUGUAGUGGCCCGGGUCAACUCUCUCUGGCCAAGAACUACGUUGAGUUCCUGCGAAGUCAGGGGACACAACCGAACGCUGCUUCCCUGGGCCGUCUUCUAAGGGUCUACAAUGCCGCAUACCAUGAAAGACUACUAAGCGAUGUGGAGCAGGACGAGGUUUUAAAGAUAUGCGAUUCCCUGCAGAAGAAUCACGAAACUUUGGACGCGACCAGCUGCGAGAACAUAAUCCAUGGUCUGGUUACCACCAAGGAUCACUGGAGACGGGCGGCGCCUCUUCUGGAGAUGAUGAAGGUAACCAGUUCGCCCAGCAUAGCUGCCUAUAGCGCAAUAUCCGAAAAAGCAUUCUCGGAAGAAGACCUGGACAAACAGGAGGAUCCUCUUUCUUGGCGGCUUUUAGAGGAAAUGGCGCAGGAGAAAAAGCCCCCAAAAUGCGAGGUUUAUCUUGCUUUAAUAAACCGCCUAGCAAAGGAACCGGCUUUGGUUGCAGCACAGCUGAAUCGUCUGUUGAACUUCCUCGAGCGCCACGAGAUUCUUGUGAGCAGGCGCGUAGCUGAUAGGUUACUGGAGCUUGGCCAACAACUGCCUCAGUCCCUUCAAGUGUCAGCCACUCGCCUGGUACCACCUGGAAAGUGCGAGUCUUGCCAGCAGCACUUUCAGCCGGUGGCCAUCAGCGAUGAGCAGUUCCGCAUGUUAAGCGAGAGUUUUCUAGAGCGCGUGCUCAUCCGCAGCGACGUCUUCCAGCGUUCUACGCCCAUGGAGGUGGCUAGAUUCAAAAAGUACGUGGACCGAACCGCCCCUUACGACUGCGUAAUCGAUGGCCUUAAUGUUGCCUACUCCACGGGCACCAAGAAGUCGCCCCAGCAGCUGGCGAAGCUGGUUGCUACUGUGGUCAGCCACUUUCGGGAGCAGAACAAGCGUGUCCUCGUCCUAGGACGGGAGCACAUGCGCAAUUGGUGCAAGCAGUCGAUGCACUACGUCCAAAAAAAUGCUAGUCUCUUUUUGACCAACAAUUUGUCCCAUGAUGAUCCCUUCCUGCUCUACGCCACUCUUAAAAGCGGCGCGGAUACAGACUUCUUCUCCAGGGAUUUGAUGAGGAGUCAUGCCUUCCACCUGGGCCCCGAGAUGAAGCCCAUUUUCAGACGGUGGCAGCAACAGCAUCAGUUCUCACUGGUCACCCAGACCAAAACGGGCAAGCUCAUAGUCAAGGAACCUAUACGCCACCGAUUGGAAGCACAUCAAGUCUCCGACACCUGGCAUGUCCCCUUUUGCGAGGUUUACACCCCGCAUCCCCCGGAAAGCUUUGAAGUGCCCACAAACUGGCUGUGUCUGAAGUUGAAUGGACCAACCAAUGAAGAGAAGUCAACGAAAGAGACGCAGUAGCUUUCCAAACAAAUUAUAGUUUAUUUCUACUCGAACUUAGUACCAAAGAGUUACAAAUAAAUCGGAGAACCGCCAGGGAGCUGCCCUAGGGAA